Molecule: messenger RNA, 7053 nt
Organism: Caenorhabditis auriculariae
Lineage: Eukaryota; Metazoa; Nematoda; Chromadorea; Rhabditida; Rhabditidae
Source: the annotation of a GenBank genome assembly
AUGACAAGUGAGCCGCUCAUCGAACAAGCUAAUUACAGGGUUGUUUUUCGAUUUUUUUUUGGAAAGGGGAGAAAAAAAAUUUUUUAGGUAUAUCCAGAAAGGUGGGCCGUCUUGUCAGCAUGUGCAAUUCUGUCAAUGACCAAUAUUAUGGUAGAUAUUUUUUUUUGGAUGAAAAUUUCGAUUAAUUUAUUGGCCUUUCAAAUUUUCUCAUUAUACGUCGGAUUUGAAAUGGCCCCCUUAAAAAAAGCCAUUCUCAAUGCGGCUUGAUGAGAGAAAUAUUGAAAAAAGUACCCAAAAAAUAAGUUUCUACUGUGUAAGCCGCGACGCAGCGGCAUGGCUUCGAACCAUUCCAAAUGCGGCCAAUUUUUCAAUAUUGAAAAUAAUUGGAAAUAAUGUCAUGAAUUUCGUCAAAAAUUUGUAAAGGAAAACCAGAAAACAAUUAUUUAUUUCAAUAAAAAUGAGAAUGCCACGCAGCCGCAUCGCCCUUAGCCAUUCCAAACGCGGCCAUUUUAAUUUUUUUUUUCUUGGUUUUUUGGUCGAGUGUUGACUGGUAACUUGCUUUACAGUUACAGUGUCAAAAAAAUAUUGAUUAAAAAUUAUUAAUUUUUCAAGUUAAAUAUGCGAGCCAUUCCAAACGCGACCAAUUUUUUUCGAAGAAUCUAUAGUAUUUCGUGUUGAUUUUGAAGCAAUGGGUGAGUUAUUCAACGAUCGAGGCACAAGCCGAUUCCUACUACUGUCCGGUCGGUGGAAAUUGCGGCGCCGCUUUCAUGUCCAACCAAAUUUUUCAGGUUCAUUAUUAAUUCCUCUGAAGUUCCAAUCAAAACUUUGUACACUUUUUGGAGUUUCGAUCAGCUUUCCUUGACUUUUUCGGCAUUAAUGACGUCAUUUUAGAAUUAUAAGUAGUUUCAUGAUAACUUUACCAGGAUAUACUCAAUUUUUCAAAAAAUGUAUUCAACUUUUUGGGUUUUGUGAAGUUUUUUUCCGACAUUUUUACGUCUUAUUUGAGGUUUUUCCAACAAAAAAUUUUUAAGUUUGAAGUUUUUUUCACGAAAUUUCAAAUCCUUGGCUCAUUUUAUAAUAGUUCAUUUCUUAUAUUUCUCUAUUUUCGAAGCUUCUACAUCAAAUUUUGGUGCUUUAAUGAAGUUCAAAAUGGUUUUGAACGACAUUUUUGUGUCUAAAUUGAGAUUUUUCCAAAAAUUUUUUUUUCUUCCGAUCUUUGGUUCAUUCCGUGAUAUUUUCUGAGUUUUCUCAUUUUUUAAAGAAUCUCCAAUAAGUUUCGGUCUUUUUUUUCUUCGAUUUAUUAUGACGUCGUUUGAAAAUUUGCAAUGACGUCAUUUGAGAACUUAUAAUGACGUCAUUUGAGAAUUUACAGUGACGUCAAUUGAGAACUGAAAGUGACGUCAUAAAGUUUAGAUAAGCGCUGUCCUACUGGGCGUCGGAGGAAUGUACUUUACCAGUCGGCAUUGUGUUUUGAAAUCGGUUGGUAUAUUUUUUUUACCAAGUUACGGUAGGCGGGACUUCUGAAGCUUCAUGAUUGUGUUUUGGUGGACUCUUAAUUUGGUAGACUGUUCACGUAAAAAGUGUAAAAGUGACAUAUUGAUGACGUAGUUUGCAAGCUCAUGACGUCAUCGAACAGUUUCAAUAGAAAAAAGGCCUAGACGACAAAUUUAAAGUUCAAUUUAAACUGGCUUUUCGAAAUUUUUAGUUUAAUUUUCACCAAUCACGACUAUUUUCCUUGCAAUCCAUCCCAGAAAAAUUUUUUAUGGGAAAUUUUUGAAAUUCGCACCCCUAAAAGCUCCUUGUUUCAAGAAAAUUGAGCUCAAAUUAUCCGAUUUCAAAAUUUUUUCAAAUGAUUUUCAUCAACUAUUAAUCGUUUUCUUGUUAGAGAUCUAGUCUUAUAGUGAAAUUACUUUUCUUCUGAGCGAGUGAUUUUCCUCAAAAAUAGCUUACUUUCUAUCGAACCAGGUAGCUCCUAACAUCUCUGUUACUUUGAGAUCCGUGUCGCCGCCAGUUUGAGCUUAUUCGGAGCCCUGAUCCGAAUGUGGGCCGCCUAUCCAGGUGUCGAAUGUAACAAUAUUAGACUUGGUCUUUUGUAUGCAGGUUAUUAAGAACUCAAAAACUAGAAUUUCAAAAAAAAUUCAGGUACAUUCAUUUCCUCGAUCUCACAAGUUCUCUUCCUCAUUAUUCCCUCGAAAAUCGGCCGAAUUUGGUUUCCCGAAAGACAGAGGACCAUGGCCAAUGUGGUCAAUAUAAAUGGUGGGAAUGAGUCGAGAUGCGUCGCGGUCGCGUUGCGUUUUUUUUUGUUGUCUGCGCCCUCUUGACGCUCUCGUUUUCGCAUGCUUUUUUCAUGAUUCGAAGAAAGCGAGGGAGAAGAGACGCAGACAGGUUAGAAAGUCUCAAGUCGUGGCGAAUUGAUUGUAUUGAUUCCCUGGGUGGAGAAUGGUCACAGAGUUUGAAAAUGACGUCAUAAGGUCAAAAAAUGACAUCAUUUGAUCGUUGAUGAAUAUAGGAAGGUUAUAACUGAAAUUAAAGAUUUUUGAGAACCGCUCUCGGUUUUUUUUGGAUACUUAUACAAUGAGCAUAAUGACGUCAUAAAAUUAUAAUAAUGACGUCAUCAAUUCGAUGAGAUGCGUCGCGUUGCGUUUCGUCUAACUUCUCUGUGCUCUUUUUUUCGAGCUGACGCUCUCAUUUUUGCAUGCUCUCUUCAUAUUUCCAAGAGCUUGUCGGCUAGGGAGAAGAGACGCAGACAGGUUAGAAAGAGAGCGAAUUGAUUGUUGAUCACAGAUUUUUAAAAUGACGUCAUUAUUUAAAAAAGAUGACGUCAUUCAAUCAUUAAUGAAUAUAGGAAGGUUAUAACGGAGUAUAAAACGUUUCGAGAACCGCUCUCGGUUUUUUUUUUGGGCACUUAUAAACUGAGCAUAAUGACGUCAUAAAAUUAUAAUAAUGACGUCAUCAAUUCGAAGACAUGCGUUGCUUUCCUUCUAACUUCUCUGCGCUCUUUUUUUCUAGCUGGCGCUCUUGUUUUUGCAAGCUAUUUUUCAUCUUGAUCUGUUGGCUAGGGAGAAGAGACGCAGACAGGUUAAAAGUCUCAAGUCGUGGCGAAUGGGCUUUAUUACUUUACCUUCAGUUUUAAAAAUAUAGAAAAAUCAUUCGAAAUUGAAAGGUCAUAGUUGCAAAGGAAACAGCUUGAAGAAGUUGCGCCCGACCAAAAACGACUUCCGCCCUUUGGCUGAAAUGUUGAUUUGAGCCGCAAAGCGUUAAGCCAUUCUACGUGCGACCAAAUUGGAAAAAUAUUGAUUUUUCAUUAUUUUAGUUAUCUUUGAUGCUGAUACUUCGGAGAAUUAACCAAGUUGAAAUUUGAAGUUGAUGCGCAGUUAGUUUGGAUACGGAGCGAUCUUAUUCUCAUCAGAAUGCACUUUUUUGGCUCUCCCACAAAGAAUGAUUUAGUGAACCGCGACGCGACCGCAACGCGCCCCACCAUUCUCCUCAACUUCAUAUGAACUUUCAGCUGUUCAACUUGGCUUGAUCUUCGGUUCCUUACUCCCGCUUUUCUUGAUAGAUAACGAUGCCGAGACUUUGCCUCAACGAUCUUCUAAUAUCUUGAGAAUCGUGAGAUUGAGUUAUCGAGUAAAAAUGAAUAAAUGGCAUUCAGAACGCGAUAAUCGCCUUUCUUUGCUUUAUCCCCACGGUGAUGUCGAUUUUCACGACGUCUGAAGCCCCACCGACGCCUCCUUCGUUGUCCUCGACGUCGACCGUCGGAGAGACGAUGCCUUUUUUCGAGUCUAUUGGCACUUGCUUGAAGUAAGCUCGUAAUGACGUCAUUGUAGUCGGUGACGUCAUCCAGGUUUUGUGGAUGCUUUGAAGUUUGUGUACCAGGCUUCUCAUAUAAAAAAAAAUUUUUUUCUGAUUUUUUUAAAAUUCAUAUAAAGAGUGACGUCAGUUCGGUUUCAAAAUCAGGUCUAAAUGACGUCAUUUAACUCGUCUUUGCUCAAGCUCCGUCUUUAAUGACGCGAUAAACCAAUUAAAUAGCGGGCCAUCCACAUAGGGUUUUCCAAUGACUUACGAAAUUUGAACAGUCUAUAGUUCGAUUUUCGAGCUCUCUAAUGAAAAUAUUAUAAUUUAUGACAUCAUCGAAAAUAACUUCUAUUGGAAUUUCCGCUCCGACCGCGACGCAACCGCUACGCAUGCGAUUAUCUCAAUUCUUACUCUGUAAAUGAGCUCAUCAUUGUAGGAAUGGUCAAUUCCUCGUCGUCUCCUUCAUUUUCACGGUCGCUUUCGCUUCGCAAGUCUGUACUCUUCAUGCGACGACGAUCCUCGAUUGGCGUGGAUAUUCUCUUCAAGGGUUUGAAUAUAUACUUUAUUCAAGGCUUGAUUGGAAAAAAAAGAAGAAAAUUUUAAGUUUGAGUUUGAUUUUCUCUGUUUCGUUGAUCCUUAAGGACUAAAGAGUGGUCCCUGGAGGGGCAACCUUAAAACUCCUAAUAGAUUCCCCUCUAGGAACCACUAAAUCUUUCAAAAGUGGCCUUUUGUAAGCUUUAGCUUUACUCGGCCGCAAGCACUCCGGCGUUCGGCAGCCAAAUAUAUUGUAAGUGAAAAGAAUUCCAUUAAGUGCUGUGAAGUAGCCAUGCGGCAUUUGCCGAAAAGGCGCGCGCAAUCUGCCUGACUUUGCGGGAAACCAAAAUUUCUGUGCAAAAAUUUAGCAGUUUUUCAAUCACUUAAAAUAAUUUUUCUCUUCUUUUCCUAAUUUUUUCCGUUUUUCUUCUUUGUUUUUGUGUCCUAUGUAUCAUGAGCUGAAUUGUUAACUCAAAGGGAAUGGCUCAUUAUGAUUUUGGACAAUUGCUCUGCGGUCUCUACCUAUAGGGAACACCUAGAUUCUUUUUUUUGAAGUAACAGCCCUUUUUUUUGAAUGGGACCUACUCUAAUAGCAGCUCAGAUAGUUAGUUUUCCGCGACUAGAAACUGAUUUUUUUUUUCUUCGCUUUUUUCUUCUGUCCGCAUCCCUCUCUUAUUUAAAAUUUCACGGAGUUUCACCCGGGUGCAGAGAAACGCAGACUUGCGGAAACAAAUGAAUCUUAUUUCUAGAACUAACUUUCACUAACUGUUCAGGAUAUUAACUUUUCAGGUCGGUGGUGUCGGUUGGAUUCGCCUGUGCCAUCAUUGGAUGCCAACUGGCUGGAUUUCUGGUCGAUCGGACUGGUCUCUAUAAAGAAGUGGUCAAGGCUUCCAGCGUUUUGUCCUUCGUCAGCGUGGUUACACUGAGAUUUGUAAGUUUUGGGGGUUUUCACAGAUUGUCCGAAUCUUCUGGUUUGCGAUCUUUUAGAGCUAGAUAACGUUCGAAUUUAAGAGAUCAAACUCUUUUAUCUCUAGACUCUCUCUGGUUUACCAGUGCUCUCGAUCUUUUGAAGGAUGGAGUUUGAAGAUUCAUAAGUAGAAUCCAAACUGUCUGACGUCCCUGCACUCUCUCUCCCCUUGUCUUACUGUAAGAGAGAAGAGAGCGCAGAUAGACCAGACUUUUGGUUCUUAGGAGAAUAUAUCAUGGAAGUUUGACAAGAAAAAUCAGAAAAAAUAAGUGACGUCACGAGGGAUCGAACUUUGGUCCCUGUCUUGAUAGUCAAGAGCACUACUUAUCGACCAAAGACUGCUCAGAAAACGGCAUGAUUCAAAUUUUAUGUUUUCUCUCGUUUCGAAAAAUAUGGACGCAUAGGGAAUGGCUCUAGGCAUGUUUAUGUUUUUUUCAAAGCGUCCGCGCGCAAGUCGUUUUGAGUCGGGCGAGCCUUUGCAAAACCGCUUACAGGUCAAGCCAUUCCAAGUGCGACCAUUUUGCAGUAAACCUUUCUGCCGGAAUACUGAUUCUGAACCGUUUUUUGAAAAUGCAAACUGUGCAAAAUCAAAAAAAAGAACGUCAAUAGGGGCCGAACCUUGGUCUCAAAUCUUACAGUCAAGGCAAGAACCACUCGGCUAACCGGUCAAUAUCUGACAACCGGGAAAUCAGCUUAGAUUUUUGUUUCAACGGCAAAGGAAAAACAUGAAAAAGGGCCAUUUUAUCGUUCUUUCCAGUACUUCAACAUCGAGGACCCCACUUGGAUGCACUCGGCAAUAAUCUACAUCCUCUUCGGCGUGAUUCGUGAGUAUCAUCAGUCGCGUUGCGUGCACGCGUCGCGGUUUUUCUAGACAUUUUUAUGAUGAUCCAAGCGCCGAUUUGCAUCGAAAUGGGCGUCGAGAUCACGUUCCCGGUUGAUGAGACGAUCUCUACAGGGAUCCUCAUUUUAUUGUCGUGAGCAUUGCUCAUUUUAUCACUUAUAUGACGUCAUUUUGAAGAAAUAUUUGGAUGCUGUUGCUGUAUUUCAUAAUGCAUUGGUCGGAGAACUGGAGCUUCUGGUACGACCACGAGGGGAAGAAAAAUUGGAAAGGUCAUUUAUGAUGUCAUGAGGGGUUCUAUGACGUCAUAGAGUGGAUUAUUUCCUUGAUGACGUCACUUUUGAGCGAAAUUCAACGGAGAACUUGACUCUCAAUCAAUAAAAACAGCCAUAAUUGAAUUUUGGCCCCUUUUCAAGCUUUUUUUGGUUAAUGUUUUCAAAAAAUGAUGCAGUUAUGGUGAACGAUGACGUCAUUAUGGCAAAAAUUUGAGUUAUGACGUCAUUUUUCGCAUUUUUCUGAGCGGUUUUUUCAGCACUAAAGGUCACUUUUUUUUCAAAAAUUUCGCGAAAUUCGUCAUAUUUGACGUCAUCUUCGAGUUUUUUUUUUCUUUAUGACGUCACUCAAGCCUUCAUCGAUGACGUCAUUCAUUUUCAAUUUUUUCUUCUUCAGUUUCAAUGGAUAUUUGGGCAUUUUCGUUGCUUCUCUCUGUUUUCGUCUCUUUGGUUUUCCUCUGGCCAAAGUUUGUUUUUUUUUUAUUUUCUUUCGAAAAUGAUGCAUUUUGAGGUAUAAAAGAACACUGCUUGACAAUGGCGAUGAGGAUAUUCUAGCGGAGAUCCGAACCUUGGAAGCCGUGGCCGAGGUGGAAUCGAAUAGCAAAUCCAAGACGAGAUCGUCGACGAUUUCUGGCUCGAUUGAAUAG